AUGCCACCAACAGCGUUAACAACUCCCGACCCCAACGCCUCCACAGCACUGCCAGCAUCCACUACAACAGUAGCUGCGACAACUUCCACAGCAAUUCCACCCACAACAACCACUACAACAGAGGCCACUACAACUUCCACUGCAAUUCCACCCACAACAACCACUACAACAGAGGCCAAUUCAACUUUCACUGCAAUUCCUCCAACAACAACCACUACAACAAAAGCCACAACCACAUCCACCGCAAUUCCGCCAACAACUUCCACGACAACAGAAGCUACAACAACUUCCACUGCUAUUCCGCCAACAACAACCGCUACAACAGAGGCUAGUACAACUUCCACUGCAAUUCCGCCAACAACUAGCACGACAUCAGAAGCUAUGACAACUUCGACUGCAAUUCCACCCACAACAACCACUACAACAGAGGCCACUACAACUUCCACUGCUAUUCCGCCAACUACAACCACUACAACAGAGGCGACAACAACGUCCACUGCAAUUCCUCCAACUACAACCACUACAACAGAAGCCACAACAACAUCCACCGCAAUUCCGCCAACAACUACCACGACAACAGAAGCUACAACAACUUCCACUGCUAUUCCGCCAACAACAACCACUACAACAGAGGCCACUACAACUUCCACUGCAAUUCCACCCACAACAACCACUACAACAGAGGCCACUACAACUUCCACUGCUAUUCCGCCAACUACAACCACUACAACAGAGGCGACAACAACGUCCACUGCAAUUCCUCCAACUACAACCACUACAACAGAAGCCACAACAACAUCCACUGCAAUUCCGCCAACAACUACCACUACAACAGAAGUACCAACAACUUCGACUGCAAUUCCGCCCACAACAACCACAACAACAGAGGCCACUACAACUUCCACUGCAAUUCCGCCCACAACAACCACUACAACAGAAGCCACUACAACUUCCACUGCAAUUCCGCCAACAACAACCACUACAACAGAGGCCACUACAACUUCCACUGCUAUUCCGCCAACAACAACCACUACAACAGAAGCCACAACAACAUCCACCGCAAUUCCGCCAACAACAACCACUACAACGGAAGCUACAACAACUUCGACUGCAAUUCCGCCCACAACAACCACUACAACAGAGGCCACUACAACUUCCACUGCUAUUCCGCCAACAACAACCACUACAACAGAGGCCACAACAACGUCCACUGCAAUUUCUCCAACUACAACCACUACAACAGAAGCCACAACAACAUCCACCGCAAUUCCGCCAACAACAACCACUACAACGGAAGCUACGACAACUUCGACUGCAAUUCCGCCCACAACAACCACAACAACAGAGGCCACUACAACUUCCACUGCAAUUCCACCAACAACAACCACUACAACAGAGGCCACUACAACUUCCACUGCUAUUCCGCCAACAACAACCACAACAACAGAAGCUACAACAACAUCCACCGCAAUUCCGCCAACAACAACCACUACAACGGAAGCCACAACAACAUCCACUGCAAUUCCACCAACAACAACCACUUCAACAGUAGCCACUACAACUUCCACCGCAAUUCCGCCAACAACAACGACUGCAACGGAAGCUACGACAACUUCGACUGCAAUUCCGCCCACAACAACCACAACAACAGAGGCCACUACAACUUCCACUGCUAUUCCGCCAACAACAACCACUACAACAGAAGCCACAACAACAUCCACCGCAAUUCCGCCAACAACAACCACUACAACAGAAGCUACGACAACUUCGACAGCAAUUCCUCCAACAACAACCACUUCAACAGUACAACAACUUCGACUGCAAUCCGCCCACAACAACCACUACAACAGAGGCCACUACAACUUCCACUGCUAUUCCGCCAACUACAACCACUACAACAGAAGCCACAACAACAUCCACCGCAAUUCCACCAACAACAACCACUACAACAGAAGCCACAACAACAUCCACUGCUAUUCCGCCAACAACAACCACUACAACGGAAGCCACAACAACAUCCACCGCAAUUCCGCCAACAAAAACCACUACAACAGAAGCUACAACAACAUCCACCGCAAUUCCGCCAACAACAACCACUACAACGGAAGCUACAACAACUUCGACUGCAAUUCCGCCCACAACAACCACUACAACAGAGGUCACUACAACUUCCACUGCUAUAAGCCACAACAACAUCCACCGCAAUUCCGCCAACCACAACCACUACAACAGAAGCCACAACAAUCGACUGCAAUUCCCGCCCACAACAACCACUACAACAGAGGCGACUACAACUUCCACUGCUAUUCCGCCAACAACAACCCCUUCAACAGCAGCCACUACAACUUCCACUGUUAUUCCGCCAUCCACAACCACUACAACAGAAGCCACAACAACAUCCACCGCAAUUCCUCCAACAACCACCACGACAACAGAAGCUACGACAACUUCGACUACAAUUCAGCCCACAACAACCACUACAACAGAGGCGACUACAACUUCCACUGCCAUUCCGCCAACAACAACCACUUCAACAGCAGCCACUACAACUUCCACUGCUAUUCCGCCAUCCACAACCACUACAACAGAAGCCACAACAACAUCCACCGCAAUUCCUCCAACAACCACCACGACAACAGAAGCUACGACAACUUCCACUGCAAUUCCACCCACAGCAACCACGACGACAGAGGCUAUGACAACUUCCACUGCGAUUCCGCCGUCAGCCACGUUAAAAACAAAAUAAGGGUCUAUUGA
Messenger RNA from Drosophila eugracilis, 2757 nucleotides. RefSeq names its product mucin-5AC. Bases 1 to 2757 code for a protein of 918 amino acids. The record is from RefSeq and is a predicted model, not a curated record. Lineage: Eukaryota; Metazoa; Arthropoda; Insecta; Diptera; Drosophilidae. The transcript is spliced from 4 exons.